Messenger RNA from Triticum turgidum subsp. durum (durum wheat), 1431 nucleotides. The record is from the annotation of a GenBank genome assembly. Lineage: Eukaryota; Viridiplantae; Streptophyta; Magnoliopsida; Poales; Poaceae.
AUGCCAGAUGGUGCGCGGAUAGUUGUAAAAUGCAAUCAUCUUGGCCAGCCUAUUGGGGACGAAGGUGGAGUCCUGGGGAAAUUUCUUGGCACAAUAGCUAGACUUGGGGGUUAUUGUCCACUUGACAAAAAGGACUGGCGUAAUGUCAAGAAGGAUGGUGGGGCUGACACAAUACUUCAGUGUGUACAGACAAAGUUCUUGUACCCUGCUAAGUGUGACAAGUGGAUACUAAAAACUACCGGGCGAGAUCGGAGAAGAUUCAAGGCUGGUCUGAAGAAAAUUUUCUUUAAUGCAAACAAGAAAAGAAAAUCUUUGUAUAAGCUUUGUCCAGAAUAUGUGGAUAGUGACCAAUGGCGUGAACUUGUCAAAUUUUGGAAGUCUAAGGAAGGAAGGCGUCAAGAGGACCCUGAGAAGAAACAGCCACAUAGAGCGAAGGUUUACUUAGCGACUCACAGAAAACCAAAAAAGGCCAAAGAUAAAGAUAAGUUUGUGGUUGAGUUGGAAAAGGUAAUUGAUGAACAACCAGAGUUGGCACAAAGUGACCAGGGAAGAGUUGCAUGGAAAGGUGAUGCCUUGCACAAAGUUUUGGGGAAUGAAAAGCCUGGACAAGUACAUGGAAUGGGCUUGCUUCCUGUUCCUAACCAAGUUUAUGGUCGAAAACCUCGUUAUCUCAAGAACAUCAAUAUGACCACAACAAAUGGUUCAUCACAUGAUGAAGAGGCUGAUGCUAGGGAGGAAAUAGCAAAGCUAAAGCAACGCAUAGAACAGCAAGACCAAAUCAUUGAUGCAUUAAGAAACAAAGAUGAAGUGUGUGGGACGAACAAAAUGGCAACGGAAAAUUUCCAAAUCGUAGGUAAUGGUGAAUCUCAUCCAGAAGUACUACAUAAUAAUAAAAGAAAGAGAGUUCAUGCCAAUGGACCUGAUGCAAAACACAUAGUGGUCAAUCCCAGAGAUACAACAAUGAAGCAUCAUCUUGAAAAUGAGGGUUGCAAUAAAUUCUCAUAUCAAGUACCAUCAUCACCAGCCCAUGCUGUUUUUGAUAGAGAGAUGAGAAAGAGCAGGGAGAAUAUGGAUGGAAAUUUGACUAGAGUACACAAACAAAGCACUCAAGACAAGUCUGUAGUCCAUGUGCCCUCUAAGCAGAAACGUAGUCCUUCCAUGGAGGUUGGCACAAAAGUGAUUCUGAAGUCUUCAAUAUAUCCAAACAAAAGGCAUGUGGCACAUGCUAGCAUUUUGGGUUGUAGUUCAAAAAAAAUGGUUGGUGGCGUUGAGCUAGGUCGGCAGUUCAUAGAAGUGCAAGUUGAUCAACCUAUUGAGGAAUGUGAGCGCUUGGUAAGGGAAAGGGAAAAUUGUAUGACAAUUGGCGAUGCUUUCACCUCUGGAUUAACAAUUGCUUGGCCUUCAGCUUGUAUUGAGAGGUUCAAUGGUUGA